Messenger RNA from Rangifer tarandus platyrhynchus (Svalbard reindeer), 306 nucleotides. The record is from the annotation of a GenBank genome assembly. Lineage: Eukaryota; Metazoa; Chordata; Mammalia; Artiodactyla; Cervidae.
AUGGCCUCAGGGCCUUUGCACAAACUCUUUCUCCUUGGAGCAGUCUUUCCCUCGAGGCGUCAGAAAUCACUUCCUUUAGGAAGUCCUCCUGGAUUCACAGUGUCUGAGAUGAGGCCCUCCUCUGUGCCAAGGUUUCUCCGUAUGUUGGUGCCGGAGGCCCCAGAGGUUCCAGGAAACUCUGUCUGGCUUCUGGCCCAGGAGCAGGCUCCAGGCAGGCAGUGGGGAAGGGCUGCUCGCUGUCAGGCAUCCAUUGAGUCCUGUUGUCGUCGUCCUGGCGCUUGCCGGCUGGAUGCACAAGGACUGUAG